Messenger RNA from Adineta steineri, 207 nucleotides. NCBI's taxonomy places the organism in Eukaryota, Metazoa, Rotifera, Eurotatoria, Adinetida, Adinetidae. The record is from the annotation of a GenBank genome assembly.
AUGAAAUUACCAUUUAAACAAAAUGAAGAACUUAUAUAUGGAAUAUUAUCACGUAUUCUUCAAAUAAUUCAAAAAUCAUCACCACAUUUUCAUCCAUUUGUAUAUGUUCUUACAGAUCAUGCUCAAUUUAAUAAUGAUUCAAAUCUUAAGAUAAUUCCAUCACCAUUUAUUGGUCUUGAACGAAGUUUAAUAACUGAAUAUGAAUGA